AUGUCUCAGACAUCAUCUUCAACCAAGGCGACUUCAUCAUCCUCAUCAUCCUCAUCAUCUGACCAAGACUCUAGAGCAAUCACCACAUGCAUAGAAUCUGAAGUUCUUGAGGUCACUCCUCUCAGAGAGAUGGAAACUGACCCAGCCAAAGUCAAAAAGCUAAGAACUAGACAUGCAGGAAGAGCUCAAGCUGCAGCCUCUGGUAAUCCUUCUCAUCCUUCUUCUUCUGUACCAAAUAGAGAAGGAUCAGUUCAAGUUCAUCAAGCUAUUUCUAGGCUUGUUACUAGUAUACUAAGCGGAAACCAACCUGUACCGGGGAUUUCUGUCCCUUUAAAUCAAUCAGGAAGCCCAAAUGUGGACGUCUCUGAGAAUGUAGAUGUCUCUGAGAAUGUUGUGACACAAAAUGACAACAUUCAGAACCCUUCAAAAAAGACUGUUGAUCCACCUAUCAUUGAUGUGGAUGAGGAUUACUCAGAUAAUGAUCUGAUUGCCAAUGUAAACCCUAGCAUAAUUAGGAGAUUGAUGAAAAGAAAGGGUAAUCAGAAUGAUGCAAAAUGUGUGUCCAAAGAUAAACCUGCUGUUAAGAAAUCCAAGGCUGAAGGCAUGGCUGAGAAAAGUAUUCAGACAAAAGGGAAGAAGGCCCAGGUGCAUACUGCUAGACAACCAAUUUCAAAGAAGAGAAAAGAACCUGAAUAUUCUGAUUCUGAUGAGGAAUCAGAAUUUGAGAUUGAUGCUGAAGAAAUUCCUAUCAGAAGGAAGCUCCCCUCCAGCAAAAUUGCUAGAGUGCUUGAAGUCCCAAUAGACAACAUCUCUUUUCAUCCUGACAAUGCAAACAGAUGGAAGUAUGUUUGCUUAAAGAGAAUAGCUUUAGAAAGAGAACUCAACAAUGAUGCCUUGGAGUGCAAAGACAUCAUGGACCUGAUCAAGAAUGCUGGACUGAUGAAGACAGUGAUAAAAUUUAACAAGUGUUAUGAAAAUCUGGUCAAGGAGUUUGUAGUGAACUUGUCUAAUGAUUAUGCUGAUGGAAGGUCAGCUGACUUUGAAAGUGUUUUUGUUAGAGGAAGAAGGGUCAAGUUCUCUCCAUCAGAAAUUAACAAAUUUCUUGGAAGAACAAAUGAGGAUUGUCCUGAUCUGGAGGUCACUGACAAUGAAGUUUGUCAAACCAUCACAGCAAGGCAAGUGAAGUGCUGGCCCUUGAAAGGCAAGCUGAAUGCCAGCAAACUCAGCAUGAAAUUUGCUAUCCUGCACAAGAUUGGUGCAUCCAACUGGGUGCCUACAAAUCAUAAAUCAACUAUCUCCACAGGAUUGGGGAGAUUUAUUUAUGUUGUGGGAACCAAGACUGCUUUUGACUAUGGCAGGUACAUCUUUGAACAAACUUUAAAGCAUGCUGGUAGUUAUGCUGUCAAAGGACCAAUCGCCUUUCCCUCCCUCCUUUGUGGAAUUAUCCUUGCACAAUACCCUGAUAUCCUGGUGGCAAGAGAUACAGCCUGCAAAAGAGCUCCUGCCCUUGGGUUGCACUACAAACCGUUUCAGGGAUCUCAUGCUCCAGAUAUUGUCAUAACAUCAGCUGAGACAUCGUCUGUGAAGACCCAGUCCAAGACAUCUGAUGUCAUAACUGUUUUAAAAGAGACCUGCAAAGAGCUGGAAGCUAGGAAAAAGACCCUAUAA
Messenger RNA from Vicia faba (fava bean), 1668 nucleotides. NCBI's taxonomy places the organism in Eukaryota, Viridiplantae, Streptophyta, Magnoliopsida, Fabales, Fabaceae. The record is from the annotation of a GenBank genome assembly.